AUGGGGGCUGGCUCGUAUCUCCUGUAUCAACUGCUGCACUAUGACAAGGAACGACUUCCUUUUGUUGCAUACUUCAUUAAAGAUUGCGUGUAUAUCUUUGACAAGACCGGAGGUGAAGAAGAAGGACGCGUGGAGUACUACGAUAACCUCGAAGAGGGAAGGCGUGCUGUGUUACGUCUCUCUCAUACUGUGAGGGGAUACAUAAUCUAUGAUGUGGCAAAGCAAGGAAGUGAGCCUCACCACGCUUUACCUCCAAAAGGAUGGGGUAUGGCUGUUGUGACUUCCCCGAACGAGGUGAACUUCAAAGGAUGGGAGAAGCAGCGGGAAGCCCUGCGUGUCAUAAUNCUCACCACGCUUUACCUCCAAAAGGAUGGGGCAUGA
Molecule: messenger RNA, 381 nt
Organism: Trypanosoma grayi
Lineage: Eukaryota; Euglenozoa; Kinetoplastea; Trypanosomatida; Trypanosomatidae
Product: putative retrotransposon hot spot (RHS) protein
Exons: 1
Coding region: 1-381 (126 amino acids)
Source: RefSeq, a predicted model, not a curated record